CACACACACACACCCCCCACACACGCUACACACCACACACACACCGGCUCCCGCACCCGCCGGUGCCGAGCGCGCCGUGCCAACGCCGCCGGGAGAACAUGGGAAGCGAGUGAGCGGAUCCGUGCCGGUGCCGGCGCCCGCGAUGACCCUGGUGCUGCCCAUGCAGCGGCUGGGCCGCCCCAUCGCCGCCGAGGCAGCCGCCGACCUCGCCGCCUACCGCGGCCUCUGGCAGCCGCCCUGCUGCGGCCGCCCCGCCGCCGCCGCCCCGCCGCCGCCGCCCCCGCCGGCCCCCGGGCCCCCCGCCGCAGGAUCACAUUACAGGGGAAUUUCAAAUCCUGUAACAACAUCCAAGAUCACAUACUUUAAAAGGAAAUAUGUGGAAGAAGAGGAUUUUCAUCCACCGCUCAGCAGCUGUACACAUAAAACAAUCUCCGUGUUUGAGGAGCGGGCCCAUAUUCUUUACAUGUCUUUGGAAAAGCUGAAAUUCAUUGACGAUCCUGAAGUCUACCUGCGGAGAUCCGUCCUCAUCAACAACCUAAUGAAGAGGAUCCAUGGAGAAAUCAUCAUGCAGAACAACUGGUGCUUCUCCACCUGUUCCUUCAGUGGCGCGUCGCCACAAGAGUGGUUUGUGCCUCAGGACUGUCCAUACAGAAAACGCCUUCGGAUGGCAAAGGAGGAGUACGAGAAGCUCCACACGUGCUGCUUCUAUCAAGAGUGUGGCAGUCACUAUUUAAAUCUACCUUACUCUGUUAAUGCUAAUACAGAAAAUACUUCCUCCUCCUCUUCCUCCUCCUCCUGCUCCUCCUCCUCCCCCAUUUCUAUGCCAAGCUGUUCCCAGCAGGUGGAUUAUGACAUUGGCAGUGCCCCUUCUUACAGGAGCGAUGACCAGAUACCUGCUAACGAAAUGUUCAUCACUAAUGCCAGGUCUCACGGUAAUCAGGAAAAGGCAAAAUUUAAUGACGAGAAAGGAGGUAACGAACCUGAGCGAGAGAGCGUCGCCCUAAACUGUGAACCUGUAAGAGGCACUCACGCUCUCGAAUGUAAAGGCAAAUUUUACGACUGUUUUGAGACUGGAUGUAAUGACAAGAGCAACAUAAGUGAAUCUUGGAAAAAAUCCUUAAGGAAAAAGGAGUCUUUACCAAGUAAUAAAAUGUGCUGCAGCAAAGGAAGUAAAAUAUGAGGCAUCUUUCUUGCUCUGUUGAAGCAUGCGCAGCAUGUUCGUUUGUCUGUCAAAUUUUUAUUUUGAAUGGAUUUUUUAUAGUUUUCUACAAAUGAUAACAAUCAUGCCACAAACGUUACGUGUAGUUUUAAAUGACUGGAGAGCAGAUUGUGUUAAGCGUCUCUAUCAUCUGCAUCAGCGGCCUAUUUAUAAAUAUGGAGACUUCAUAAAGAACGCCGUUGCGUUACUGCUUAGCACCAUAGUCUGUACAGCUAUGGUGUAGCUUUCGUUACUGAAAUUACCAAUCAGCCAGAUGGGGAAAACAUAUCGUUUUAUAUAUCCCCGCCCCCAAGAAGUCUGCCAUUAAUUAAGAAGAACCUCCAUUAUGUUUACCGAGGAAUUAGAAGUCUGGUAAACAAAUCGAUGCUACCAGCAAGGGUGAUGCGCUCCUUGUAACUCAGUGUUUGUUCUGACAAAGGACUGUCUUCCCGGACUGGGAAUAAACCAUAUCCCUACAUUUUAUACUGAUACUCAUGAAUUCCUGGAUUCAGCGUCUUGUUCAACUGACAAAAUAGGACGUAGCAUAAAGAAAUAACCUGUUUAUGGGAUCUUAAUCAGAAACACAACAUGCAGCUCAAGUACUUGCACGUUUUCACCUCGGCUGUAAUAACUAAUGAGGCUUGUUGUUAUACAGGGCAGGUUUUUUUUUGGUGCCUUACUUUUUGUCUUAAUUUUUGCCAGCGUGAAAAUUAAGUAUAAAUCAGUGAUACAGCAGGGAUUUAACCUAAACAGAGAAAAAAACCCACAACCACAGGUUGGAUCAAUAUUAUUAAAAACCUUUAACCUUUGAAGUACUGAGUUCAACUUCCUAUUCAAACAUCUCUGUUCUUCCUUUUUGAUGCUCAAUUGCUUUUUGAUUUGCCAUCCUUAGGAAGGGAUUUAAGAAACAAUAGAGAGAUGUCUCUUGUAAACAAGCAUUCGAUGCUUGAGUGUUUCUAUGGCAACUGUCUGUUGCUGGGGCUCUUUUUUUUCCUUCUUCGUAUAAUGAAGUUCAUGAACCAGUGGCAUGUUUUAUACUUUAUUCUGUUUCGCAUAAUUUUUCUCUUUUAGAUUGCAAAAGCAUGCGGGAAUUUUUCUAUGACUUUUGCUGUUGAUUUAAAAAAGACAAGAAAAGAAAGCAAAAAGCACAAUGUUAAUUGAUAAUGUGGCGAUAAACAUGAUUUUAUCUGAAUGAAUGUAAGGGGUUUAAUUUUAAAAAAGAACAUUUUGGAGAAAUGAGCUGAGAUUUCAGUGGCUAAGGACAACAUUUAGUCAUCUCCUAGGUAGGUUGUUUGCAAAAGUGUGCUGCUUAAAAGGCCCAGAAGAUAUUAGUCAGGGUUGGACUAAGAGUAUUGUGAGUCUUAGAUCCACCAAAUUAAUUAGUUCCCACAGUCCUCAUAACAACUGGCAGGGUACGCUCGGCGAAAUAGCCACAUCCAAGCCACGGCUGACUCAUAAUAGAUGCUUGUUCCCACAGCACUGUACAUCCAAGUGACAUCUUCUCCACUUGGUUCUUGUCCAAAGGGUGAAGACCACACCUCUGUGCUGGGGAAACGGCCAGCUUGGUGCAGGGCAUGAGGGUCCCCGGGGGGGACACCGCCCCGGGUCAGAGACCUCCUGCUCUGGGUUUCACGGGUUUAGCCUGGGUCCUCCUGGACCAUGGGUAAUUUGAGUAGCAUCCACACCCCGCAGUCACAUUUCCAAACUGAACGGGUUUUGUGACUAAGUCCAGCGGUCGCAGGAAAAAGCUUCCCCCUGCCAGCAAAAGUGACCACAAAGAGAGUAUCUAGGACGUAAAUCAAUGAUAACCUUUGUGUGGUCAGCUGAGUUGGAACUGACAAGUUUAUAAACGUUAUCAUUGUGAAGGACGACAAAGAGAGUAUAAAUCCCACCUUAUUUCUCCAAGACAGAAACUUUUUUUAUUAAUAAUAAUAAUAAUAUUAAAUAUAGAUCUCAUUCAUACAGUGUAUGAGUAGGAUCAUCAUUUAGACAUUUGUCCACAAGGACCAAUUUUUUAAAAAAACUGAUUUUUCUUGUGUUAUACCCAGAUAGUCUAGUAAUGUCUGCUCUUUUCCAAUAUUUGAUAAACACUUGAUGUUUUAAGCUUAAAUAUUAGAUGCUUGUAUACUAAUGUGUUGUUGUAGUAAAGUGAAAUUUCCUUGAUAUAUAUUUAUUAAAAUGACCAAAAUUCAUUUUAAUUUUACAUCUCCAGUGGCUACUGGGUCCUUUCCCCCAUGUUCCCCUCCCUUACCCAAGGAAAUGCCAUUUAAUCAAAGUGCUCCCUGCUGAAGAGAUGAGGCUGCAGUUGACUGCGCGCCUCAAGCUGAGUCCGGGAUGGAGCUCAGCCUUCUCGGGGUUUCAGGAGACUUCAGGACGGUCUGAAGGUGCACUGAGAAGCAACAGAUUUCUCUCUGGAUUUGCAUGGACAGCCAAGGAUAAUGCCUGGCCAAAUGCUGCCCAAGCCACAAAUCAGCUAACGCUUUCGAGGGGGCUGAAAGCUUUUUGACCCCAAGGGGUUCCUUGGUCUUCAAGAGCAAGCCCGUACAUAUAACCCUUCGCAGAGUCCUCUGAGUUGAAUUUGCACCAGCUGAAGUGAUGGAUCAGCAGAACUCUGUCUACUCCGGCCACUCUAACAGCCUCUUUAGUUCCAGGCACACCUAGAAAUUAAGCCAUUACAGCUCUGGACAGUCUUGUUGAGUGUCAGCAGGCUCUGUAAGGGGCGAAAUGUCAUCUAAUUUAUGAAGGCUGGCCUACGGGUAAGUGAUCUUUUCUGCCUUUCUCCAGACCAUGUCUCACAAAAUAAUGGCAAAUACUGAGAGCAGAUGUAUUGGACUCAGGAGUCAACUAAGUCAUCCUCUUUGCUUCAGAAGAGACAGAGGUAUUUCAUGUUAGAAAAGGGAGUUGGAAACACCCUUGUCCAAUUGCCAGAAAUGCAACAGACCUUGAUAGGAUUUCCAACCUGGGCUAGGCUGAAUGGCUUUCAUGGUUUAAGUUUGUGUUGAUUUAUGGCAUGUGGAGAGAGUGAACCUGACAGGCCUUUUCCCCAUUGCACACUCCAAUACCGAGGACAUUUUGCUAGUAUCACAAAUUUUCAAGAGCUAGUUCUUUUCCAAGGUUAUAGUAAUGCCUGUCAUCCGUAUGUCCCACGCAUAACUGCUAAAUGAAUGCUCCUGAACCUGAUCCUGGUCUCCCUG
Messenger RNA from Chroicocephalus ridibundus (black-headed gull), 4392 nucleotides. RefSeq names its product SERTA domain containing 4 (gene SERTAD4). The transcript is spliced from 4 exons. Gene Ontology annotation, cellular component: nucleus. The record is from RefSeq and is a predicted model, not a curated record. The coding region runs from base 143 to 1180 and encodes 345 amino acids. NCBI's taxonomy places the organism in Eukaryota, Metazoa, Chordata, Aves, Charadriiformes, Laridae.